Messenger RNA from Drosophila obscura, 1127 nucleotides. RefSeq lists its product as uncharacterized. The record is from RefSeq and is a predicted model, not a curated record. Bases 83 to 847 code for a protein of 254 amino acids. NCBI's taxonomy places the organism in Eukaryota, Metazoa, Arthropoda, Insecta, Diptera, Drosophilidae. The transcript has 2 exons.
AUUUGUCAGUAGCUAGCAUUACUUAUAAAAUAUCUAAAAUUAGUAACUUCCCUUAGCCAAGUAAAAGAUAGAACGUCAAAUAAUGGAUUUGCUACAAAAAUGUAAGGAAUUCUUGGGUGAGCUACAAGAGACCAGCCAGGGCACAUUGACGGGCUUGAUAUAUUCGAUUCUAUUCUACUUUAUAUCCAAUGGCAAUCCUGCCAUAACCUGGCUGCCAUUUUGGAAAAAUAAGCAACCAAAAAUUGCGAAAAUAUCGUGGAUUGAUGGUCCAAUAUUGCAACCGUACAUUGAAACUAUACAAAAUUAUGAUCCAGAUAAAUAUAUGAAUCCAUUAAUGGAACCAGAGUCUCUGGAAGAAAUGGCCCCGCAGCUAUUUAAUAUCCAUAUAGCCAUGAUCGAGCAAAUAGGAUACUUUUACAUGGACACGAUGGCAGCAUUCGCAACGAAAGUAAGUCCAUACAUGGCCGCCCCAGCUAUAAGCCAUCAAUCCGAUUGCCUCAAUUGCAGCCUGGGUCCCGUAUUAAAUCAAACAUUAUUCUUUUGCUAUGUGCCAGGUGACAGACUGCAAUCGGCAGAAAAUACGAGACCGAAUAUCAAAUGGAUUUUCAUAUACUCACUCAUGUUAACUUUAGUUUUUUAUCACCUUUUCGAAACUUUCUUUGACAAAAUUGAUUGCUAUAUUUGUCGUCGCUGGAGUGCUGAUUAUCGACAAGCUCCACGAAAUAUUUGCAUUGUCAAUCCCCGCAACCAAAAUGCGAACCGACAUGCACUCAGGAACCCGCUCUCCAUGAACGAUGGGACGUACCAAACGAUCGGUGAAGUAGACUCCCAUGGAAGCCAAGGUUAACGCAGGAAUCCUUUAAAUAUAUAUGUACAAAUGUGGGGAGUUUGUUAAAAGAAUGCGAAUCGUUAACGCACUGCUCAACUAUUAUUUUGCUUGCAAUUAUUCCAUAAAUCCCCUGUCAUAAAGUAUUUUUCAAUUUCAGUUUUCAAUCAUCACUUUCGAAUUAGCGUAAUAUUCAAUAUUUGGCUCGCACUCAAAUGCAUUCACUGGCGAUGGCUGCCUGCCUGUGCAGCCUUAAGCUAACUCCAAAAACUGAGCUAAAAACUUUUAUUCAUUGACUUAA